AUGUUGUUUACUAUUUCCUUGUCUCUCCUGGUAGCUUACCCUUCCCCCCAUCUCCCCCAUUUUCUUACCCUUUCCCCCUGUCUCCCCAGUUUCUUACCUUCCCCUGUCUCCCCAGUUGCUUACCCUUUCCCCCUGUCUCCCCAGUUGCUCACCCUUUCCCCACCCUGUCUCCCCAGUUGCUCACCCUUUCCCCACCUGUCUCCCCCAGUUGCUUACCCUUUCCCCACCUGUCUCCCCCAGUUGCUUACCCUUUCCCCACCUGUCUCCCCAGUUGCUUACCCUUUCCCCCCACCUGUCUCCCCCAGUUGCUUACCCUUUCCCCCCCUGUCUCCCCCCAGUUGCUUACCCCCCCCCUGUCUCCCCAGUUGCUUACCCUUUCCCCCCCUGUCUCCCCAGUUGCUUACCCUUUUCCCCCCUGUCUCCCCCAGUUGCUUACUCUCUCCCCCGUCCCUUCCGGUUGCCUACCUUCUCCCAUGUCUCCUCCAGUUGCCUACCCUUUCCCCACUUCUCUUCCGGUUGCUUACUCAUUUCCUCCGACUUUCCAUCUGUUUUUUUUUAUUUCUGAUUUCACUUUGUUACCUCCCUUUUUUUUUCUUUUUUUUUUUGUCAAUUUUUCAUCACAAUUUCUGUUUUUGUUUCUUUUCACUUCAUUCUUCUUAUCUUUUCCUUUUCUUAAUUUUUGUCUUUUCCUUUCUUUUCAACAUUUCCUUUUUUUUUUUUUUUAAAUUUUCCUUUCUCUGUUUUUCUCUUUCCUUUCCUUUCCUUUCUCUGUUUUUCUCUUUCCUUUCUCUGUUUUUCUCUUUCCUUUCUCUGUUUUUCUCUUUCCUUUCUCUGUUUUUCUCUUUCCUUUCCUUUCUCUCUUUCCUUUCCUUUCUCUGUUUUUCUCUUUCCUUUCCUUUCUCUGUUUUUCUCUUUCCUUUCCUUUCUCUGUUUUUUCUUUCCUUUCCUUUCUCUGUUUUUCUCUUUCCUUUCCUUUCUCUGUUUUUCUCUUUCCUUUCCUUUCUCUGUUUUUCUCUUUCCUUUCCUUUCUCUGUUUUUCUCUUUCCUUUCCUUUCUCUGUUUUUCUCUUUCCUUUCCUUUCUCUGUUUUUCUCUUUCCUUUCCUUUCUCUGUUUUUCUCUUUCCUUUCCUUUCUCUGUUUUUCUCUUUCCUUUCCUUUCUCUGUUUUUCUCUUUCCUUUCCUUUCUCUGUUUUUUCUCUUUCCUUUCUUUUCUCUGUUUUUCUCUUUCCUUUCCUUUCUCUGUUUUCUCUUUCCCUUUCCUUUCUCUGUUUUCUCUUUCCUUUCCUUUCUCUGUUUUUCUCUUUCCCUUUCCUUUCUCUGUUUUUUCUCUUUCCUUUCCUUUCUCUGUUUUUCUCUUUCCUUUUUCCUUUCUCUGUUUUUCUCUUUCCUUUCCUUUCUCUGUUUUUCUCUUUCCUUUCCUUUCUCUGUUUUUCUCUUUCCUUUCCUUUCUCUGUUUUUCUCUUUCCUUUCCUUUCUCUGUUUUUCUCUUUCCUUUCUUUACCGUUUUUCCUUCUUUCUCUGUUUUUCUUUUCCUUCUCUGUUUUAAUUUCUUUCCUUAUCUUUUCAAUUUCUUAUUUAUUCUUCAUCCCAUUCUACUUGCCAACAGUUUUAGUAAAGCCAAACUGCCUGGCCGGUGCCAACUUUUGGGAUGGGCUUGCCCAAUUAGCCCCUGGCACUGAUCCAAUCCAUGAUAAAAAACAUCUGUACUGGUACCAUCACCACCAUUGUGAUAAUAAUGAAAAUUAUCAUUUUCCUCCUCCAUUAUUAACACAAGUAUUCUCUCUCCAGCAUUGUGAAUCCUCUCUUUGCUACUGGACAGUUUAG
Molecule: messenger RNA, 1824 nt
Organism: Acanthosepion pharaonis
Lineage: Eukaryota; Metazoa; Mollusca; Cephalopoda; Sepiida; Sepiidae
Source: the annotation of a GenBank genome assembly